CUUGCUUUAAUUGUUUCCCUUUUUCAAUUAUAUACAUUUUUGAAGCGACAUGGCUGAUCAAGUACAGUACCGUCUGGAACGUAUGCUUCCUGAACUGGAAGCACUAGAGCGUAAAAAGAUAUUUACACAUGAAGAGAUAAAAUCAAUCAUCAAGAAAAGAACCAACCAUGAAUACGCCAUGAGUCGUCGUAUUAAACAAAAAAUUGAUUUUUUGAGAAGCAUAGAAUAUGAAAUAAACCUUGAAGAGCUUCGUAAGAAGAGAAUAAAGCGUUUAGGUUACAACUUUGACCCUAAAGAAAAGAACCUUCAGUAUUCUGGAAUUAAGCGUAUUUAUAGUUUGUUCAAGAGAGCCACGACUCGAUUUACUGGGGAUCUCAAGUUGUGGUUACAAUAUAUUGACUUUGCUAAAAAGAAUGAUUCCAACAAUAUUCUCUCUGGUAUAUUUGUCCAAGCUAUUCAAUACCAUCCAAUGAAUCCCUCACUAUGGAUCAUGGCUGCCUCUUGGGAACACGAACAUAAUUCAAACAUUGCAGCUGCCAGAACCCUGAUGCAGAGAGCUAUUCGCCUAAUGCCAGAGAAUCAAUUGCUUUGGCACGAAUAUUUCCGUUUAGAGUUAAUAUACAUUGAAAAGAUUAAGCUUAGAAGACGUAUUUUGGGUAUAGCCGAACAAUCUGACGAGCAAAAGGAUAUUGAGGCAAUGGAAGUGGAUGCAAAGGAAGAGGACAGUAUCCAGCUUCCAGCACUAACAGGAGAAGACGUUGAUUCAUGGAAAGAAGACCGUGGAGAAUCAACCAAGUUCAAAUUAUCAGCAGAGGAAGCCAAAUCGUUAGAAGAAGCUAAUAAUCCUAUCUUGAAGGGACUCUUGUCAAAAAUUAUUUAUGACAAUGCUAUACAAGCUAUUCCCCACCAUCUUGAAUUCCGUGAAAAGUUUAUAGACAUCUACCGUGAAUUUUCUAACACAGAAGAACAUAUUGAGUAUGUUUACGAGACUAUCCGUCGAGAUAUGAGCCAAGUGCCAACAGCUCGUGCCUAUUUAGCGAAGAGACACCUAUUUGUACCAAAGCCUGAACAGGAGAAAGACGAACAAACCCAAUACAUUUCAGUAUCAGAUCCUGCAUUUAUUCCUGCACUAAGACGAUGUGUUGAAGAAUUUGAAGGAGCUCUGAAUGACUUGACUGGAUCUGAUAUGUGGGAACUUUAUAUAAACUUUAUAUUAGGCUGGUACUCUAUUGUCUCUGAAGAGAACUUGAAAUUAUACCUCAAAAAACUAGCACAGAGAACAUUUAAAGCAUGUGAAAGGAAAGAUUUGCUCUCAAAGACGUUGUAUGAAAAAUGGACACAGUUUGCCAUGGAUCAACAAGAUGUGGAGAAGGCAGGCAAUUUAAUAAAAGCUGGUCUCAAGGCAUACCCUCACUCCGUUCCACUUUGGUUAAACAAGGUCCAAUUAUGUAAAGACGACAAAGAUGCACAACUGGUGAUAUAUUCACAAGGAUUAGACUCAAACCCAGAAUCACUUUUAUUGUGGACAUCAUAUAAAGAUUGGAUUAACAGUCAAUGGGAAAAGAAAACUCUAUCUGUUGAUGAAGUGAAUGCUAUAUUCUCUAAAGCGUGCGACAAGGCAACCAUGCUACUACCUUCAGUGGCAAUAGAAACAGAAGAGCGUAAUGCUAUCAAGGUGCUGAUACAAUCUGGUUAUGCUGAAUGGGCUGCUGAAGCAGAGGGUAUUGACUUUGCAAGAAGGACAUAUAAGAAUAUAUUGAAGAAUUCGUAUCCUACAUACGAGUUUGUCAUGAAAUGCUUAGAAAUUGAAAACAAGUAUGGAAAUGCAGAGACUGGGCCUAUGCAUGUCGAACCAUUAUUUGAAAGACUUGUGACAUUAAAGAACGAAGACAAAGAAGGUAAAGAAAGAAAAGGAGUCAGAUGA
Messenger RNA from Rhizopus microsporus ATCC 52813, 1924 nucleotides. Its product is annotated as snoRNA-binding rRNA-processing protein UTP6. Gene Ontology annotation, cellular component: Pwp2p-containing subcomplex of 90S preribosome; small-subunit processome. The record is from RefSeq and is a predicted model, not a curated record. Gene Ontology annotation, molecular function: snoRNA binding; protein binding. The transcript is spliced from 5 exons. Lineage: Eukaryota; Fungi; Mucoromycota; Mucoromycetes; Mucorales; Rhizopodaceae. The coding region runs from base 50 to 1924 and encodes 624 amino acids. Gene Ontology annotation, biological process: maturation of SSU-rRNA from tricistronic rRNA transcript (SSU-rRNA, 5.8S rRNA, LSU-rRNA).